This is a messenger RNA of Hyalella azteca, 2591 nucleotides long. Its product is annotated as alpha-(1,3)-fucosyltransferase C. Gene Ontology annotation, molecular function: alpha-(1->3)-fucosyltransferase activity. The transcript is spliced from 10 exons. Gene Ontology annotation, cellular component: membrane. Lineage: Eukaryota; Metazoa; Arthropoda; Malacostraca; Amphipoda; Hyalellidae. The coding region runs from base 431 to 2092 and encodes 553 amino acids. The record is from RefSeq and is a predicted model, not a curated record.
GUUCCGUUUGAAAGUCUGCAUGCCGCAGAAAUGUGUUGAAUUAUGUACGGCAUUAGAGUUUUCACAAGUUUUUUGUACAUGUUCAUCGGUUAAAAAUAAUAUUGAUAUUGAUCGUAUUUAUAUUGAUAAUGACAACCUAAAAAAGACGUACCUUAAUUACGUAUCAUAUCUAUAUACGCCUCAUUUUGAAGCUAGUAUUAAUUCAAUAUUAUCUAAAUUUACAUCCAAACUUGUCCAGUUUUUUUUUCUAUUCUCGAAAAUGGAAACGAUAUCCGACAAUAUUUAAAUUAUAUCUAACAUAAAAAACAUAGCUAUCUAAACUCGUUUGUGAAUUUUGCUGUGAAAACGCAUUUACAUUGACAAGAUAUCAAAAAUAUCUAUACUUAACUAAUUAAUUAAUACCUGGUGACACUGCCGGGAACUGACCAGCAUGAAGUCGAUCAAUUUGAGGCGUACGCCUAAAAAUGUGAUAUAUGCGCUGAUUUUGCUGUGCUUCUCGCUGUACGCCAUCUUCCACCUCGGGGGAUGGGACCAUAGCACAUCUUCUCUCUCGUUCUUGCGCCGCUCCGAAGUAAUGGCGAGCUUCAAAAACACAGAUGAAGAACAACGACAAUUCAGUCUCCAGCAGAAACUGCAAUCAAAUCCACUGGUGAAGCAACAGCAAGGACAAAAGGAAGAUCGUCAGCAACAACGAGACAAACAGAAGCAAACGAACCAACAAAUGAAGCCAGACAAGCAGCGUCAGCAAGACAAACAGCAUCAGGAUCAACUGCAAAAUCUAUUGGAGCAACACCGUUUCAAGUUGUCAGGCGUGAAGCAAGAACUGCCUAAAGAAACUGAAGGAAAACAGGUCGACCAAAAUUCCGAAACAAAUGGACCGCUGGAGAAAGGCGAUCUUCUUGGUCCAAAAUUCAAGAAUUUCAAGAAAAUUCUUUACUGGAAUGAUGCCUACGGAACCGAAGAUUUUUGGCUCGGCCUCGGCCAGAAGCCGUUCAUUGAGGCGGGCUGCCGCGUCACCGAGUGCUUCGCUACCCACGACCGGCAGCUGCUGCCAGCUGAGCGAGCCGACGCCAUCUUGUGGCAUUCGAGAUCUAACGACAAGUCUCUUCCCAAAGUUAGGUCUCCUCAUACCUUCUACAUCUUCUGGUUGAUCGAGAGCGCGAGUUACCCAUACGGGGACCUCAACACCUACAACGGCGUCUUCAACUGGACCAUGACUUAUCGUCUCGACUCUGACUUCCCACGACCGUACGGGAGUAUAGUGUUCUCACCCAACGUCUCAGCCAAGACUGCCGCACCCAAAAAUUACGCUCAUGGGAAAACUAAACUGGCCGCCUGGUUUGUCAGUAACUGCCACACCAUCAGCGGCAGAGAGCACCUGGUGAAGGUUCUACAGACACACAUGGACGUGGACAUCUAUGGAGGAUGCGGGACGUUAAUUUGUACGAGAAAAGAGAGCAAAAAAUGCAAGGAGAUGCUGGAGAAAGACUACAAAUUCUACUUGGCCUUCGAGAACAGCCUUUGUGUAGACUACAUCACCGAGAAAUUUUUCGACACUAUCAAGUACAACGUGGUGCCUGUCGUCUAUGGCCUCGGCUACAAAAGAACUCAAAUUCCCAAGGGCGCCUACAUUGACGUCAUGGACUUUGCCUCCGUACAAGAACUGGCGAGCUAUCUACUCUACCUGGACUCGAACGACACGGCUUACAAUGAGUACUUCAGGUGGAAAGAAGAUGGCUACAAAGCAUUGGAAGUGAUAAAUGAUGUGUACAUACAAGCUUUCUGCGACGUAUGUGAAAGGCUUCACGAAGCUGAAGACAGGACUGUGGUUGACGUUGCUUCAAACGACGGUGUGCACGUAAACAAAAGUGGACAACAGUUUCAACGUCCAAUGAUCAAAGAAAAGUAUCGAAAGGUUUACAAUAUCAACGAAUGGUUUGCUACUGGACAGUGCAUUUCCCCCAACAACAAUGAAAAGCUCAAAAGUUUCGUUCAUGGGAAAUAUGUGAGUCAUGAAGACAUGAAAAGUGAACUGCAGAAGCUCCCGUUACUUUUCAAGCCCAAGAAAUCAACAGACGAUCGUCCAACGUAAAUGAAGGCGAAAGCAAGAGCUCAUCCACAGUGACUCGAUUUGGGGCAACUUCUGGUUUUCGAUUGUAAUGAAUUUAAAACUCAGUCUGCAAAUUGAAUAAACAUGUAAACGUCUACGAACAGACAAUUUGUUCACCCUAUGAAGGGAUCUGUGCAUUGGCACACCGCAGAAAUUAAAUUUGUUAUUUGUGAGUGAGCCAAUAUUCUACAAAUUUUUACCCCUCGUAUAAUUCGAGCACGAUUUCAGAAUUUGUUAGUGAGCUAAUAUUCUACAAAUUUGCUCAUCUCAAUAAUUUGAGCACGAUUUCAGAAUUUGUCGCUAUUUCCUAUGAAAAUCGUGAGUGUGCAGAGCAACAAAGUUGUUAAGAUUCGCCUACUUAAUCUUCACGGAAUUUUAAUAAGCACCAUUUUCCAUUCAACUCACUGAUAUUUUGUAUUGUUUGCACUUGAAGAUUGCACAAUGCACAACGCAAAAAAAAAAUAAAUUGGAAAAACGUGUG